AUGAGCGACUUGGUGUGGCAUUCUCGUUCUCACCUGAGGAAGCUUGGCUCUUCACGAUCCUUCGGUGACGACCCGCUAUUAUCACCGAUUCAAGAGACACGUCCAAAAGUUUCCCACAAGGCAAAGAAACGGCGCAAGUCCUUGGACGAUGAUUCUUCAUUGGAUAUAGCAGGUGAUGAUCUCCAUCAGCGUCAUUCAAACCAUGGUCACCGCCAUCAUCGCCAUCGGCAUCACCACCGUAGCCACAGGUCAAAGAGUCGCGAUAAGGAACUACACAGUCGAGAUAUUGUCGGAGCACCAUCCAUCUUUGAUGCAGUCACAGCGCCAAGCUUUGAUGCGAAGGACCCCACUGCAUUGGAAGAGAAUCGACCUACCGGUAUUCAUAGGCUAAAAGCAAACAGCACAAACAAACAAGAGCAAGCGCGAGACUUGGACGAAGCGUUUCGCAUGUACAUUUAUGCCGAAAAGGCGGCGCUGAAAAUACAACAAGCAUUCCGAGAGCGGCAAAAGGAAAAGGGAUUGGUGACCAAGCAACUUGAUGAUUCCGAUGCUUCCACUACAGAGAACCAUUCAGAGGAUCCAGACGAAGUUGGCACUGUCAAGUCCGAGGAAGAUACUUCCAACAAGUACACCGUGAUAUUUCUGGCACUUUUUCUGUUAGUCAUGACCGGUCCAAAACUGGUAAUGUCUUGUUGGAGCGUUAUCAAAAAGUGUUUUGGAGGUGAUGAUACUGGAGGAGCCGAUGCGAUUGCGAACCAGGCGGCCAUGCCACCUGGUGGUGGUGGUGGCGGCGGAGGAGGAGCUGCCCCUGCCCCAACGGGUGGUGAAGGUGGUGCUGCUGGUGGAGCUGGUGGUGCUCAAGCUGGGGCACAAGGAGCAAUGGCUGCUCAGGCUGCAUCCUCUGCAGCUGGUGGAGCCGCUUCUGGUGUUGCUAGUGGAGCCGCUGCCGGGGCUGCUGCGAGUUCUGCUGCAGCUGCGGCUACAGCUGGUGCCACCGCCGCUGCUGCGGGAGCAACUCAAGUGGCAGCCGUUGUAGCUGUUUCUACUGCUGCUGCUGCGGCCACGACAGCUGUAGUGGCGAAAUAUGCCCCUCCUGAACCAAUAUUAUCGGUGUGUGGUCUUGCCAAUCCGGAUAUUCGCAGUGGUCGUAUGGUGAUGCUGUUCGAAGGCGUUCCUCGACCAUUCGACGACCGAGAGUCGGGGCUAGUCUCGAAUCUAGUAUUGGGAGCCUACAAUGAAAUCACUUUGGGUACCAAUGUGGCGGUCACGGGCUGUCUGGAUCCACUUGCCCGGGAGAUGCGGAGUGUUUCGAUUGUGAACCAGACGCUAUCAGUUUUGACGGAUGGACCGGUUUCGACCAUCCUUGAAGUGGUAUUUGAGGCUCAAGUAGCAUGCGACCGAUGUUCUGAAACGAGUCCAUUAUUCAGUGAGGAUCAACUGGAGCAACAGGAUGCUUCCGAUGGAAACGGCACUGACAUUACAGCAGGAAAUGUCACGGAUUCGUCAGUCGGUAUUACAUCCGACUUUGGCAUCGUUUCGAACGCUACGACAGAAGGCGUAGUACAACUGGACGGCGAGCAAUCUCGACUGCUUCAAACGGGAGGUUUCUCGGUAGAUUUCUCGAGUCAAAAGUUUUUUCAAAAGUUGAUUCAGCUGGUGAUUUUCGAGACAGAAGAGCUAUCGGACCAGGGAGAGUUACCCGAGGGCUUUGUUCAAAUCUCAAAGGCUUCGGUGAUUACAAAUGUGGCGGAGGAAGAAGAACUGGUGACGGAAAUCAGGUACAAAAGAGAUGCUGCUAGGGGUGGCGGAACUAGUAGUAGUGGUGGAGGAGGAGGUAAUACCGUUGGCGGUGGUGGUGGGAAUGUAAGGGCUACCUUUGAAUUCGAAUUUGUUGACUCAAGCGGACAGAUUCAAAAGGAGACCGUGGCUGUCACAGAAGAAGGUGGAGCUGUUCCAACAACCGCGUUUCCCACCUUUGAACCGAGCCAUGCGCCCACGGACCUUCCUUCGAUGUCGCCAACGAAUGUGUUCUCUGGCCAGCCCACUACCUUGCCAAGCGCUGGACCGACGGACACACCGAGCAGUAUUCCAAGUAUAUCGCCUUCUGAAGCUCCAAGUGCUGUUCCAAGUGAGGCACCAUCUCAGGUCCCAAGUGUUGUUCCUAGUGAAUCACCUUCUAUGAUACCGUCUGUGGCCCCAAGCGAGGAACCAUCAAUGGUGCCAUCAAUGGUACCUUCGGAGGUCCCCAGUACAACUCCUUCAAUGAUUCCUUCAAUGAUUCCAAGUACAGUUCCAUCCAUGAUGCCUUCGAUGAUACCAUCAACACUCCCUUCAAUGAUUCCUUCUGAAGUUCCAUCCGAGACACCGUCAUUUGUUCCCAGUUUCGUGCCUUCGGAGUCACCAAGCAUGCAACCAUCUAUGGUCCCAUCUGCAAGUCCGUCGAAAAGUCCGACAAUGGCGCCAUCUUCGCAACCAAGCGGAAACGUGGUCUUGAUCGUACCCGGUAUGUCGACAGCCCAGAGCAGCCCUUACGAUUUCGGUCAUCCAUGGUUAGCUAUCGAUGGGAGCACAGCCGGCAAUUAUGCGGCCGGACAGUCAACGCACACUCAAAUAGAAAACGACCCGUGGUGGUAUGUGAACAUAGGCGCAGGCUGGGGCAACCGACCGUCUACUGUAAAAUAUGUCAGUGUUUGGAACAGAAGCGACUGCUGUGCGGAACGAUUGUAUGGUGGAUGGGUCCAACUACUUGCUUCAAAUGGAGCUAUAUUGCAACAGAAGCAGAUUACGAGUGCGAUUGGAUUUGGUGGCCAGACUUUGUACUUCAGCCCUCAACCCAAUGUUUGGUUCAUUAAGGUUCAGCUAUAUGGAGCAGGGAGGAUUCUGUCACUCGCAGAGGUUCAAGCUGUAGGCUUUGUCCAGUGA
Cylindrotheca closterium is the source of this 2922-nucleotide messenger RNA. NCBI's taxonomy places the organism in Eukaryota, Bacillariophyta, Bacillariophyceae, Bacillariales, Bacillariaceae. The record is from the annotation of a GenBank genome assembly.